Messenger RNA from Closterium sp. Naga37s-1, 862 nucleotides. The record is from the annotation of a GenBank genome assembly. NCBI's taxonomy places the organism in Eukaryota, Viridiplantae, Streptophyta, Zygnematophyceae, Desmidiales, Closteriaceae.
AUGGACGCGCGUGCGUCUCGUUCACCUGCUCCCCGCUGGCCGUUCUUUCGUCGCCUGCGCGCGCUGCUGCUCGUCGUUGCGCGCCUCUCCUUUCACCUCCCCGUCGCCACCAUCAACGCGAUCCGCGACCGCAACUAUCGUCCCCGCACAGCCAUCCAGGCGGCUUCCCCCGCCGCCGCGGGCAUGCGCGAUGCGGAGGGACGCAAGACGGUGAACGAGUACGUGAGAGAGCGUGUGAUUGGCCGAGGCUCCUACGCUAAAGUGGUUCUGUACCGCCAUGCGCCAACAGGCCUCAUGUGCGCGCUCAAGGUGUGCUGCAAGUCCCGCCUUGCGAGGGUGCGGGUGGCGCCAGGCGAAACUGCCCUCAUGGACGUGCAGCGCGAGAUCCGUGUGCUGCAGCGGCUGCAGCACCCGCACGUGGUGCACCUCAGGGAAGUGAUUGACGACCCGUCCUCCGAUAAACUCUACCUUGUGUUUGAGUACCUGGAUGGCGGGCCUGUCGUCCCAGAGGACGAACCGCCGGUGGGGGGUGUGGGCGAGGAGAGGGCGCGGAGGGUGUUUCGGGACGUCAGUGCUGCUCUGCUCUACGUGCAUGGCCAGUCCCCCGAUGACCUGCAGCGCAGGAGUCCUGGCACCCCUGCCUUUACUGCGCCUGAGUGCUGCACUGGGGAGCCGUUCAAGGGCAUGGCAGCGGACACAUGGGCACUGGGGUGCACGCUCUAUGCCAUAGUGUGCGGCCGCCAUCCCUUCCUGGGGCCCUCACUCAUGGAUACCUAUGACAAGAUCCAAUCUGAGCCGUUGAUUCUCCCACCAGACAUGUCGCCCUCGUUGGCAGAUCUCCUCACCAGGCUUCUGCACAAAG